AUGGCACCUCUCCCCAUCAAGUUCACAGAACUGGUCAAUUUGACCAAUGUUGGCAUUGCGCAAGCAUCUAUUGGCUUCACGUCGUGUACUCUCGAAUCGGAUCACUAUGUCUGCGUUCGCCAGAAGCUCGAUGAAGACGACAAGCCGCAAGUCAUCAUUGUUGACUUGAAGAACAACAAUGAGGUCAUGCGGCGGCCAAUCAACGCUGACAGUGCGAUCAUGCACUGGAGCAAGAACAUUAUCGCCCUCAAGGCCCAAGGCCGGACAAUUCAGAUAUUCGACCUCUCCGCAAAGCAAAAGCUCAAGUCCGCGGUGAUGAACGAGGAUAUCGUAUACUGGAAGUGGUUCAGCGAAAAGGCCCUGGGUCUGGUUACGGAGAACGCCGUCUACCACUGGGAUGUCUAUGACGCCACCCAGCAGAACCCGGUGAAGAUGUUCGACCGUCUUCCCAACCUUUCUGGAUGCCAAAUCAUCAACUACCGAGUCAAUUCCGAGGAGAAGUGGAUGGUUGUGGUUGGUAUCAGUCAACAGCAGGGCCGGGUUGUCGGAUCGAUGCAGCUCUAUUCGAAGGAGCGCGGAAUUUCGCAAUUUAUCGAGGGUCAUGCUGCCGCGUUUGCUGACAUUAACGUCGAGGGCUCUGCCUUGCCCCACCACCUCUUCACUUUCGCAGUCCGGACCCAGACCGGCGCCAAGCUGCAGAUUGCCGAGAUCGAUCACCAAGAACCCAACCCCCGAUUCCAGAAAAAGGCCGUGGAGGUGUACUUCCCCCAGGAAGCAGUCAAUGACUUCCCCGUGGCCAUGCAGGUGUCCACCAAAUACGACAUCGUUUAUCUCGUUACCAAGUACGGUUUCAUUCACCUUUACGACCUGGAGACCGGUACCUGCAUUUUCAUGAAUCGCAUCUCGAGCGAGACCAUCUUCACCACUGCCUCCGACAAUGACGGUGCGGGCUUGGUCGGUGUCAACCGCAAGGGUCAGGUUCUGUCUGUCAGCGUUGAUGAGAACACCAUCAUUGACUACUUGAUGAACAACCCGGCAAUGUCUUCUCUUGCGGUGAAGCUUGCUUCGCGAGCUGGUCUCCCGGGAGCCGAUCACCUUUACCAGCAGCAGUUUGACACUCUCAUUAACUCGGGCAACUUCGCUGAAGCCGCCAAGGUUGCUGCUAACUCCCCUCGUGGAUUCCUGCGCACACCCGAGACAAUCGCCCGCUUCAAGAAUGCCCCUCAGACGGGUCAGAUGUCGGUCAUCCUGCAGUACUUCGGCAUGCUGCUCGAUAAGGGCUCUCUCAACCGGUACGAGAGUGUGGAGCUUGUCCGACCUGUGUUGCAGCAGAAUCGCAAGCACCUGCUGGAGAAGUGGAUGAACGAGAAGAAGCUGGAAGCCUCUGAGGAGCUUGGAGAUAUUAUUCGGCCAUACGACAUGGGCCUGGCCCUUAAUAUCUACCUCGAGUCCAACAUUCCCCACAAGGUUGUUGCUGGGUUCGCCGAGACUGGCCAGUUCGACAGAAUACUGUCCUACUCCAAGCAGGUUGGCUAUCAGCCCGAUUACACCCAGUUGCUCCAGCACAUUGUGCGGGCCAACCCUGAGAAGGGUGCCGAGUUUGCUGCUCAGCUCGCUAACGAGGAGAGUGGCGCUCUUGUUGAUCUCGACCGUGUCGUAGAUGUUUUCCUGUCCCAAAACAUGAUCCAGCAGGCCACUUCCUUCCUUCUUGAUGCUCUCAAGGACAACAAGCCCGAGCAGGGUCAUCUGCAAACUCGUUUGCUGGAGAUGAACCUUGUCAACGCUCCUCAGGUUGCAGACGCUAUCUUGGGCAACGAGAUAUUUACACACUACGAUCGGCCCCGCAUUUCGCAGCUCUGCGAGGGAGCUGGUCUCGUCCAGCGUGCUCUCGAAAACUCUGACGACUCUGCUGUGAUCAAACGCAACAUCGUCAAGACUGACAAGCUGAGUCCCGAGUGGCUGAUGAACUACUUCGGGCGUCUGUCUGUUGAGCAGACCCUUGAGUGCUUGGACUUCAUGUUGGAGGCCAACAUUCGCCAGAACCUGCAGGCCGUGGUUCAAAUCGCUACCAAAUUCUCCGAUCUUCUCGGCCCCAACCGCCUCAUCGAUCUUUUCGAGAAGUACCGUACUGCCGAGGGUCUCUACUACUACCUUGGCAGUAUUGUCAACCUCAGCGAGGACUCCGAAGUGCACUUCAAGUACAUUGAGGCCGCCACUGCUAUGAACCAGCUCACCGAGGUCGAGCGAAUUUGCCGUGAGAGCAACUACUACAACCCUGAGAAGGUGAAGAACUUCCUUAAGGAAGCCCACUUAACUGAGCAGCUUCCUCUCAUCAUCGUUUGUGACCGCUUCAACUUCAUCCACGACCUGGUCCUCUACCUUUACCAGAACCAGCAGUUCAAGUCUAUCGAGGUGUACGUCCAGCGUGUUAACCCCUCCCGUGCUCCUGCGGUUGUGGGUGGUCUGCUUGAUGUCGACUGCGAUGAGAGUAUCAUUAAGAACCUACUCUCCACUGUGGAUCCAUCCGCAAUCCCCAUCGAUGAGCUCGUCACCGAGGUUGAAAGCCGCAACCGUCUCAAGCUGCUCCUGCCCUUCCUUGAGGCCACCUUGGCUAGCGGUAACCAGCAGCAGGCUGUCUACAACGCCCUUGCCAAGAUCUACAUCGAUAGCAACAAUAACCCCGAAAAGUUCCUUAAGGAGAACGAUAUGUACGACACCCUGACGGUCGGAAAGUACUGUGAGAAGCGCGACCCCAACUUGGCGUACAUUGCCUACAGCAAGGGCCAGAAUGACCUGGAGCUGAUCAGCAUCACCAACGAAAACUCCAUGUACCGUGCGCAGGCUCGCUACCUUGUUGAGCGUGCCGACCCUGAGAUCUGGAACUUUGUCCUGAGCGAGAACAACAUGCACCGCCGCUCGCUCGUCGACCAGGUCAUUGCCACUGCGGUUCCCGAGUCGACCGAGCCUGACAAGGUUUCCGUCGCGGUCAAGUGCUUCCUCGAAGCUGAUCUUCCUGGCGAGCUGAUCGAACUGCUGGAGAAGAUCAUCCUGGAGCCCUCGCCGUUCAGCGACAACACCAGCCUGCAGAACCUGCUAAUGCUGACUGCAGCCAAGGCUGACAAGAGCCGUCUAAUGGACUACAUCCACCAGCUUAACGAGUUCUCUGCCGAUGAGAUCGCCGAGAUGUGUAUCAGCGUUGGCCUAUACGAGGAAGCGUUUGAGAUCUACAAGAAGGUCAACAACCAGCUGGCUGCCGUUAAUGUCCUUGUUGAGAACAUUGUCAGCAUUGACCGGGCCCAGGAGUUCGCCGAGCGUGUCGAGCUUCCUGAGGUGUGGAGCAAGGUUGCUAAGGCACAGCUGGAUGGCCUCCGUGUCUCCGACUCGAUCGAGUCUUACAUCCGCGCUAACGACCCAUCCAACUACAAUGAGGUGAUUGAGACCGCCACACACGCCGGCAAGGAUGAGGAUCUCGUCAAGUUCCUUCGCAUGGCCCGCAAGACCCUGCGUGAGCCUGCCAUUGACACUGCCCUUGCCUUCUGUUUCGCCCGUCUGGACCAGCUUGCCGAACUUGAGGACUUCCUUCGCUCCACCAAUGUGGCUGAUACUGAGGCCUCCGGUGACAAGGCUUACGAGGAGGGUUACCACCAGGCUGCCAAGAUCUUCUUCACCAGCAUCUCGAACUGGGCCAAGCUCGCCACUACCCUGGUGCACCUAGAGGAGUACCAAGCCGCCGUUGAGUGCGCUCGCAAGGCCAACAGCGUCAAGGUCUGGAAGCAGGUCAACGAGGCCUGCGUUGACAAGAAGGAAUUCCGCCUCGCCCAGAUUUGCGGUCUUAACCUCAUCGUUCACGCUGAGGAGCUGCAAGCUCUUGUCCGGCAGUACGAGCGCAACGGCUACUUCGAUGAGCUCAUCUCCGUCCUCGAAGCUGGUCUCGGUCUCGAGCGUGCCCACAUGGGUAUGUUCACCGAGCUGGGUAUUGCCCUGUCCAAGUACCACCCCGACCGCGUGAUGGAACACCUGAAGCUCUUCUGGUCUCGCAUCAACAUUCCCAAGAUGAUUCGUGCCUGCGAGGAGGCUAACUUGUGGCCCGAGCUUGUCUUCCUCUACUGCCACUAUGAUGAGUGGGACAACGCCGCUCUGGCCAUGAUGGAGCGUGCUGCCGACGCCUGGGAGCAUCACUCGUUCAAGGACAUCAUUGUCAAGGUUGCCAACUUGGAGAUCUACUACCGCGCCUUGAACUUUUACCUGCAGGAGCAGCCUCUCCUCAUCACCGACCUGCUUCAGGUCCUCACCCCGCGCAUCGAUGUUAGCCGUGUGGUGCGCAUCUUCAAGGGCUCGGACAACAUCCCCCUGAUCAAACCGUUCCUGCUGAAUGUGCAGCACCAAAACAAGCGGGCUGUCAAUGAUGCGAUCAACGAGCUGCUGAUUGAGGAGGAGGAUCACAAGACCCUGCGCGACUCGGUUGACAACCAUGACAACUUCGAUUCCGUGGAGCUGGCCCAGCGUCUGGAGAAGCACGAGCUCAUCUUCUUCCGCCAGAUCGCCGCCAGCAUCUACCGCAACAACAAGCGUUGGGAGAAGUCAAUCGCGCUGUCAAAGCAGGACAAGCUCUACAAGGAUGCUAUUGAAACCGCUGCCAUCUCCGCCAAGUCGGAAGUUGUGGAGGACCUCCUCCGCUACUUUGUCGACAUUGGCAGCCGCGAGUGCUACGUUGGCAUGCUGUAUGCCUGCUACGACCUGAUCCGCCCCGACGUGAUCAUGGAAAUCUCUUGGCGCAAGGGCUUGCACGACUUCACCAUGCCAUUCAUGAUCAACUUCCUCUGCGAGCAGACUCGCACCAUCGAGAUGCUCAAGAAGGACAACGAGGAGCGCAAGUCUCGGGAGAAGAGCCAGAAGACCGAGGAGGACAACACUCCCAUCCUAGGCGGCUCACGGCUGAUGCUCACCCAGGGCCCUGGCGCCCCGGCCAGCCCCAUACCAUACGGCCAGCAGGCCAACGGGAUCACCCCGCAGGCCACUGGCUACCGCGCAUUUUAG
Penicillium canariense is the source of this 5037-nucleotide messenger RNA. RefSeq lists its product as uncharacterized. Gene Ontology annotation, cellular component: clathrin coat of trans-Golgi network vesicle; clathrin complex; clathrin coat of coated pit. The transcript is spliced from 6 exons. The coding region runs from base 1 to 5037 and encodes 1678 amino acids. Gene Ontology annotation, molecular function: structural molecule activity; clathrin light chain binding. Gene Ontology annotation, biological process: receptor-mediated endocytosis; Golgi to endosome transport; intracellular protein transport. The record is from RefSeq and is a predicted model, not a curated record. Lineage: Eukaryota; Fungi; Ascomycota; Eurotiomycetes; Eurotiales; Aspergillaceae.